Molecule: messenger RNA, 2823 nt
Organism: Xyrauchen texanus (razorback sucker)
Lineage: Eukaryota; Metazoa; Chordata; Actinopteri; Cypriniformes; Catostomidae
Product: guanylate kinase-like
Exons: 8
Coding region: 134-772 (212 amino acids)
Biological process (GO): purine nucleotide metabolic process
Cellular component (GO): cytosol
Molecular function (GO): GMP kinase activity
Source: RefSeq, a predicted model, not a curated record
CUGUUACGCUAGAUGACGUCGCUGAGGCGCAGUAAUGGCGCUCAUGCGAAAAUCAGUCACCUGAGUGAGAGAGGGAGAGUUCAGGAGGAGGGAGAGCUUUUCUCCCCAUUUUAAAUCACACUUUUCCCAUCCGAUGUAUUUGAGGUUUAUUUCCCGUCUUUUUUCAGCGAUGGCUGGACCGAGGCCGGUGGUCAUUAGUGGACCCUCUGGGGCUGGGAAAAGCACACUGCUCAAAAAACUGCUCAAGGAGUUUGAUGGUGUAUUUGGCUUCAGUGUUUCCCAUACGACACGAAGCCCCCGUCCAGGAGAGGAGAAUGGUAGAGAUUACCAUUACGUGACCAAGGAAGAUAUGCAAGCAGCCAUAGCAAAUGGGGAAUUCAUUGAAAAUGCUGAAUUUUCUGGGAACAUAUAUGGAACGAGUAAAGCAGCUGUACAGGCCGUACAGGCCAAGAAUUUGAUUUGUAUUUUGGACAUUGACAUGCAGGGCGUGCAGAACAUCAAGAGAACAGAUCUUAACCCAAUCUAUGUGUCCAUUCAGCCUCCAUCAAUGGACAUCCUGGAAAAAAGAUUAAGAGACAGAAAAACUGAGUCUGAUGAGAGUCUACAAAAGCGUUUACAUGCAGCAAAAGUUGACAUGGAAAUAAGCAAAGAGCCGGGUUUAUUUGAUUUGGUCAUCAUUAAUGAUGAUCUUGAUGUGGCUUACGGCAAAUUAAAAGAUGCUCUUCUUGAGGAAAUCCAUAAGGUCAAUGAUAUGCCAACACGGCCUAGAUGAAAACCUACAUGCUAACCACAGCAACCUCUCCAUUCACGCCAUUAUCAUAGAUUUCAGAUCCGCACAUUCCAUCCAGGGAAGAUUUAAUGAACACCAACAGCAGCAGAAUGUUAAAUGCAUUCACUUAUUUAAAGGUAUAGAUUAAUGUUAAAUUCCAUGUUGAAUAGAAAAUAGCUGAAAUUACCAUUUAUUAGAAGAACAUGUGUGCUAUUAACAAGAGGUCAAAAACACAUGGCUUUAUUUAAAACACGUAAGACUUUGUCUUUGAAACAGGUUUGUGUUUUGACAUUUUUUUAUUGAAGGACGAGACAAUGCACAGAUCAAAUUGCAGACUUGAGUUGUCUAUUAUUUUGAUGAAUUUAUUUUAUACGUUUAUCCACGCUGAUGAUGUUUCUGGUAACCUGUCAAAGUUACUGCUGCAUACACAUGAAUAAGAAGUUUUCUAUAGACAAUAUUUACCAAAUUCAAAGCUAACAUCUGCACAAAUGGAUGAUGUGUUAUACCUGUGCUUAUAAAAGGUUGCAAAGGUUGUUAUUGUUCUUAACUAAUAACUCGUGCUUUAUUAAUGGUUGUGUCCCUUUUUCUUUGCAUAAUUAUAUUGCACAUGCAUAUUACAUCCAACUUUGUUCAUAUUUAAGUGAAUUAUUGUCCAUAAUUAUAACAUGUACCUUGUUUACCAGCUCUGAGAGUUUUAAAAAGGAUUCAAUGCUAAUGCAGGCAUUGUUUUUUGUAUAGGGCAUCUUAUAAACACAGCCAUAAGUCUUGUAGCACCAUAGGAAGUCUUAAGAAACCGUAUGUUGAGAUGUGUGCUGUUAUGUAGAUAUGGAAAGCUUUUAGUCUCAUAUGGCCGAUGCUGGCUUGUUUUAUAGAUUUUCAGAUGCAUCAAGUCUUUCUAAUGAGUAUAAUGUCUGAAUUAAAUGUGUACUUAAAAUAGUUUGGUAACCAAAAUAUACAACCUGCUAAAAACUGUUUGUAUAAAGUGGAUCCCACUGGUGCAGGUCACAUUUCAGCCCGAAAUCAAGUGAAAGGGUGAAGAAAUUAUAUUUGGAAAAUUCAUUGUCCUAAACAAAUAGACUUUAUUUUCUUUUAACAAAAUAUAAUUGGGUUUUAGUUUGAAUUGGGGUCAAAUAUGAUGCAUACAUGUUCUUCAUUUCUUUAUUAUUAUUAAUUUAUUUUAUUCUUUGUGUCCUUGUGAAUCAGUUACACACUUCUGUUUAAUACAAAACUACAUUUAUUAAAAUAAAAGUGCCUGAUGCUGAAAAACAGACCUAGUUGUAGGUCAUAAAAGAUCUUUAAUUUGUUCAAAUAGGCAUCAAUGAUCAAAUCACUGUAUCUUUUGCCAUAUAUGGCAAAAUCACACUGUCCACCUAAUAUAUUAAUGUAUGGAUUGACUUUUAAAAUGUGUUUUUGUAUCUAGCUAGCAUAUAAACAGUGGUUGAAGUUGAGCAGGAGUGAGGUUGCCAUCUCCCUAAAGUUUUAGUUUCUCUCAAACCUUGAAGUACUGUAUACAUAACCCAUCAGUUGCAUUACAAUUUCUUCAGGGAGAAUAAUGAUGAUGUAAUAUGUCAAUUUUGAUGUAUAGACAAAAAUUAAUCAUGGGCAAGAUUAUCAAACUGGAAUAAAGGUUUUCAUAAAAUGGCACAAUGGAAGUAAAACCAAUUACCUGAAGAUAGCUGUUUUUGAAUUCCAUAAUGAUCGUGUAUGUGUUGUCAAUCAAAUUCUAAUGUAAUUAUUGCACAUUAUACAACAAGUGUGCAUUUAGUUACAGCUAAAAAUGUCUAGUUUUGUGUUUGUAGACUUGAGAGUAAGACUUUUAGGGUUUGUUACUUCUGUAGAAAACUGCAGAACUUUAUCUCAGUUUCAUCUCAUUCCUUUGUGCAUCUACAAACAAUUCCUAAAGUUGUGUUCGAGAGAAACCUGUCAAACAUUUUGUGGUGUUUAUGAAAUCUGUUUGAGAAAUGCAUUUUUAAACGGCUUUGCUCUGUUUUACUUUUUUAUUCUAAAACUGCUAACAUGUACCGUAAGUGUAAUAAAACUCCACCAUAACAUUG